AUGGGAUUCGAGGAAAGGCCUUGGAGUGGUUUGGAAAUUAUCUUUCCGACAGAAAACAAUUCGGAAGUUCAACCUACAAUUCACAACAACUGUACAGCAGGGUGCUGCCCUCAACACCGGAUAGUAUUUAUAAAAACCCACAAGACUGCUAGCAGUACCACAGCAUCCAUUCUUGAACGUUAUGGCUACCGCCACAAUCUAUCUUUUGCAGUUCGUCCAGCAGGUCAUAUUAUCGCACAGAAUGUACUCUUUCACCGAUCCCUUGUCGCCGACUUUGAAUCAUCGACCAAGAACAGUUGCUCAAAUGGUGACGGAGGUUUCGACAUGCUGACGAACCACGCCAGAUAUAAUAGACCAGAAAUGGAAGCAGUGGUCCACCAUGCCAAAUACUUAACAAUUCUUCGAGAACCAACGGCACAGUUCGAAUCGGCCUUUGGCUACUUCCAUGUAGCUGAAAAGCUUGGUUUGUCAAGGUUUGAUAAUCCAAUUGAAGAAUUCAUGAAAAAUCCAGAAACAUACCUUAACAUGAGAACUUUUGAUUACUAUUGGCAGUCUAUGAAAAAUCAGCAACUUUUUGAUCUGGGUCUUGACCAUAAAGACCACGAUGACGAAUACAUCGUGGAUUAUAAAAUACAAACUCUUGAGAAAGAACUUGACUUAGUCAUGUUGACAGAGUAUUUCCCUGAAUCAAUAGUCCUUCUCAAGAAGUUGCUUUGCUGGGACUUCAAUGAUAUGUUGUACAUGUCUAACGGAGUCCGGAGUAAAUCACUGCGUUACUCAAUUACACCUGAACUACGCGCGAAGAUCCGAAACUGGAAUUGCGCUGAUGCCAAACUCUAUGAUCAUUUCAACCAAACAUUCUGGAAAAAGGUCAGAGAAUACGGACCCGAUUUUGACAAAGACCUCGCUACAUUCCUAAGAAAGCAGCAAGAAUUGGAGAAUGAAUGCAUUGAUUUAAGUGCAACGCAGGAUAUGAGCCGAGAAAUAGUUUACCAUUUGAAAUCAAAUGCAAGCACGAGGUGUAAAGAUAUUCUUCGCGGAGAUGUAGAUUAUACAACCCUUAUACAAGAUCGGAUGAGGGAAAAUGGUCAAUUGUCAUCAAAAUUCUCGUUUACAUAUCUCCGUGAUGUUUAUAAUUCAAUAUUUCCUGUUUAACUGCUUGUUGUACCAAGUGCUGGUUGUACCAUGAGCGAUGCUAUAUAGAUGGUAGUUAGAGGACAAAUCUGAAAUAUCACUUGUUUUCUCUUCCACAUGUUUUUUAAACAGUUAUAUGACUUGUUAAACAAGUUACGAUGUUAUCAAUGUGUUUUGCGGGCUUCGAAAGUUUUCGAACAAAUACAGUUAUUUUAUUAUGCAAAAGUUGAAGGAUUCGCCUUUUUCUGAUGAAAUUUGAUUCCUACUGAAAUACAAUUCAUCUGAAUAACUUCAUACGUGUUUACUGCGAUCUUCAUUUUCUGGAAAUAUUAGUUUUAGUCAUGUUUUAAGUGAAUAAAUGAAAUGGUAUCUACGUGGUAAACAUUUUGGUGAAAUAAGCUCAAAUGGUCCAGAAUGCAUUUCACAUUUUAAAACCUCUAGAAAGGGUAAACGAGUGCCGUCAAUGUCCGAACUCCUAAAAGUGCUGAAGCUUUCUUGAUACACGAAAAUCAAAGAGUUUGAGCGAAUCGUGACAAUUGAUUCGACAGGAGUUAUGACAUUGGCUGAGCUCGAAAGGCCAUUUUGAACCGGUUCUCCGGGAAUUAUGAUUUGAAGGAAAAGUGAUAAUAAACGAGUAAGAUUCUAAAAAAUUGAUGAAACAUCAAUGACUUUUUAUAAGGUUUCAAUGAUUCCGAAUUUCUGUUCCAUGCAUGUAAAAAAAAACACAGAAUAAUAACUACUGAUUUUCAAUAAGAUCGCAAUCGUUGCACAUUACUUUGCUACAAGAAGAUAAUAUAUGAAUAAAAAACAUAAUUAUUAAGUAGAAAUUCUCAUGAUUUUGUGGGAUUGUAAUUCAGUAGGGUUCAAGAUGCAUUCGAAGUACAGGGUUCCUUAACGUAUCGUAUGCUGCUGAUUUGUUUUUUAAUGUUCAUUAUUAUGUGUAUAUCUUAGUAAGCAGGUUCAGCCCAGUAUCCAUUUUCCAUUUACAUGUAUAUAUUGAGUAUUAGCCUCAAAUCGUAGGCCUAUAUUUAUUUUGAAAGUUGUUUUGCAAGUUUGUAUUGUUUUAGAGGUACAUAAUGCUAGUCACACUAUACGACUCCAAACCGACCGAUGGUAUGUCAUGUCAUUGGUAAUGACGUAAUAGCUUUGAUCGGUUUGGAGUCGGUUAGGGGGUGAAACUGCCAUCAUGGCCAUGAAUUUAGUAUGAGGAUUCAAAGUUUUUGCGGAUUUUGACUCUUGUUAGUCUCAUCCAAAUUUUACAACAGAGCUCUUCUAUUUCAAAGCAAACAUCUAAGUUUUCUAACGGAAAACUAUGAUUUUUUCUAAUUAGUAAUGGUGCAAUAUUUUCUCGGCGAAUAUAUAUAAUACUGUAUUAUGCAUAACAUAUUGUAUUUUCAGUGGUGCUGCAUUCGCAUAAAUUUAAUGACUGAUAUACCAGAAUUAAUGCAUUUUUUUUGGAAUGUCAAACAGUUGGUAAUGGUAUGUAUACAAUAUUGCAGUAUUUCUAUGUAUAUACAACCUUCUUUUUAUAAUUUGUAUCAUUAUCAUGAUUAUUAUGAGCUGAUAAUGAUGAUUAAGUAUUCAAAUUAGCCUGUCAUUUUAUGAAGGAAUAUCCUGAGGGUGACAUAGCUAUAAACGACUUACGUCGUAUAUACAUGUACUAUUCUUUCUAGUUUUAUUUAUUCCAGAAAUUCACCCAGAUGCAAUGUCUCAAUACAUUGAGGUAGCUUAAUGGCCAAAAACAGAAAAACAGAGCACUGCAAAUUUCAUCAAAAUUUGAUAAAAUGUAAGAAAGUUAAGUCAUUGCUAAUUUUAUUUGCAAACUCCCAAUCAUGUUGUGAACUAAGACCAUGCAAUAUUCUUGUAACCCUGCCCCCGACCCUGCCUCAUUUUGCUUGCAUGACAGAGGCCAGGGGGAUUCAUAAAGCUGUUCUUAAAGGGGAAUCCAACCCAAAUAAAAACUUGUUUUUAUAAGGAAAAGAAAAAUCAGACAAGUUGAUAGGUGAAAGUUUGAACAAUAUUGGACACACAACAAGAAAGUUAUGAAUUUUUAAAAGUUGUAAAUAUUGGUAAUCACUAUACCCAUGGAGAUUUCAAAUUGGCCGCAUAUGGGACAUCAUAGUGAUGUAAGGCAAGGACUACUCUUCCAUGUACUCCAAUACAUAUUAUGGCUAAAAUGUCAUUUUUCCCAAUAGAUUUAUUUCAAAUCAUAUUUUUCUUUUAUGAGGACAUAAAACAAUAUACUACCAGGGUUAUAUUUAGAUUACUGCCCCAGGGGAAUGGGUACUCCCUGAUAAUAAAGUACAUGGCCUAUGGGAAAAUUGUCCUUGCCCCUUGUCAUAAUUUACUUACCCAGUUGCCAAUUUGAAAUCUACAUAGUAAUAGUGAUCUCAAUUUCAAAGCAGCUAUAACUUUUUUAUUGCUUGUCCCAUUUCUUUCAAACUUUCACCAUUCCGUUUAAUUUAUUUUUCUCCUUCCCAACACAACAUUUAAUGGCCAAGGCUGGAUUCCCCUUUAAGAGCGGAUUUGGUAAGUGAUGUUCACCAUUUGUACAUUGGUGAUUAUUUUAGCGCGUAAGAAAGGUUCACCAAUCGUUCUUAAAGUCGCUCUUAACUUGAUACGAACAGCUUUAUGAAACACGCAUCAGGAGUAUCAUCAACUGGCUGAAGAUUAUCACCGAUGACAUGUAGUUAUGCCAAUGAUUCUGAACUUCUAUGACGUCCAAAUAAUGUCACCCCUAUGCAUGUGUAUACAAUUUAGGCAGUGGACCAAAUUAUAUUGUUUUUCUGUCCGGAUAACUAGGCCUUUACUAAAUUUUGGGGAAACAAGAAAUGUCAAGGCAUUUGAAAACAUUGUAGCUAUCAUUUCUUUAAUAUCUAAUUUUCAUCGGCAUCCCUAAUUUAGUUAGCCAAAAUCAAUCAAUUACAUAUAUAUAUAUAUAUAUAUAUAUAUAUAUAUAUAUAUAUAUAUAUAUAUAUAUAUAUAUAUAUAUAUAUAUAUUGCUGUGUAUAAUUCAUGUUGCCAAUAUCGUGCAUUGUUGGCCAUUAAUAUACCUGUCGUGAAUAAUGCAAAGUAUAGUCAAACCAAAGAAAACAUUUUGCAAUUUUUACGUUCUUAUCAUUGUUGAUCACGUUGUACUUUUGUGAAUUAAUGUUCGUCUUUGUCGCUCUGUUUUUUUUUUUUUUUUGCAGAUAUAUUCUAUGUUUAUCGUAUAAAGAUAAUGACAAUGUAUUAGCUUGUUAAAUAAAACUUGAUGGUGUAUAUCAGGAUGCAUUGCGCGUUGAAACUACCCCCCCCCCCCCCCCCUCUUCUAACUUUAUGUUUGUGUGAGUGACAUGUCUCCUAGGUAUUAAAGGUUAUCUCGCUUUGUUUAUACUACAUGCCUUUGUUUUGUAAUAUUACACUUACAGUUCAGGGGUUAGCACCAUCGAUUUACUCUCUCUCUCUCUCUCUCUCUUGAUGACGUCAUAUGAUGAUGACAGAGGUGUCAAUAGGUGAACAACAUCCCGUGGAGUUAUAUCUAUCAUGACCUUGGUUAUCCAAAGGAAAUCAGACAAUGGAUUUUCAUCUCAAUUUUCUUGUGAUGAAUCCAGAAAUUAGACACAAAGGGCGUCAUAAUGUUAUUGAAAAAAAAAAAAAGAGAAAAUAUUAAAUCACCAGUACAAGAACCUCGCUCCACCCCUCCCCCCUUCUCUCUCUCCCUCUCUCUCCCUCUCUAUCCCUCCCUCUCCCCUCUAUUUUUGCUUCCCCCCUCUCUCUGCCCCCCCCCCCUUCUCUCUCCAUCUCUUCCUAUCUUUCUUCACACGUCAUUUCUCCUCUUACCCCCUUGCUUUCGCUCCCAUAACUCACUAAACCUCGGUUCUUCUGAAAUCCAAACGAUCCUCAAGCCGAGUCUCUCAUUUCUGAACUUGUAUUCUCGAUAACAUCUUCAGAUGGGGCUAUUAUGGCUAUAUAAUUUUGUUACUUGAAAAUAAAUCAGAUGAGCUUUAAAACCAAUUAUAGUCCAUUUACCAAGCUGAUGGAAGUUUCAUUUUGUCAUGUACUCUAUACGCAUUGAAGCAUUCUUAUUGCCCUGUUUGUUGAUACUGUGAAGAUGUAUGGAUAACACUUACAUAUAAGCUCAAGAAAAUCACAUUUUGAAACAAAAAAUUCCUCUUGCCAAUAUAAUCAUAGGAGAAAUAAAAGGGAAUGAAGUUGAAAGAUUCGAAUAAGGAAGAGAAAGGAAUAGAAUCUUUUUGCGGAUUUAUGAAGAGUAAACGAUCAAUUUUAAAUUAUUGUGUAUGGGUGUUUAAAAAAGAUGCACAAAGAUUUCGUGCAGUUUAACAUUCCAUUCACGAUUUGCCAUUUAAUAUUUUAUGCCCUGGUACAGUAAUUGAUGUGACCCUUAUUACAAAACUAUAGGCCUAUUAUUUAGAACAAUGGUUUUGGCAUUUGUAUGAGAUUGAUGCCAGAAGCUCAGUAUGGUUUUUCAUAGUUAUAACAGUACAAGAAAACUAUCGAAUGAUAUUCAGAAUUCUAUCAGAUAGGAUUUACUGUGUACUAUUUUACUUGUGCUUUACAUUCAUUGUAACAUACGUGUUUUGCUCUUUGAAUUUACUACUCCGAAUAUAUGUAUUCAAAGGUUAUAUGUUUCUUUUAAAACUUGGUUCAGUGUGUGGUUAUGAAAUAAUAAAUUGAAAUUAAAACAAACUAACUAUACAUCCUCAAAAUGGGGACAAUAAUAAUUUUUGAGUGAUUUUUUUCUAUAUAUUUCUAGUACUGCAUAUUUUAACACUCUUCAUGCUCUUAGACAAAAAAGGUUGUUUGAGGGUUUUGUACUUGUCCCGUAUUCAUGGUAUUUGGAACCUUUGAAGAUUCCCUGAAAUGUUCUUACCUUGAAACAAGCAUUUGGGAAAUUUGUGUAUGUUCUUUGUAAAAUAAAGUUCUUGAAUACGUAAAAAACCUUCAUGUUCUUAUAGAAACCCUGUUUCUCAAGGGUUCUACACACGGGACAAAGGGAUCAAAUUCGCACCUUUGCCAAGAUUUUAUAGGCCCACCAUAUCAGUAAUUUCAUUUUUUUUAAUAAGAUAUGAAAUCUAUUUUUUCCUGCUUUAACGUAAAACGUAAAAGAUGUAGAGUUUACCUUAAAGGGAUUGGUUCCUAAAGUAUCUCUCUGAUCAGGGACUAAAAUAGCUCUUUUGCAUUAAAGAGUAGGGUUUCUUCAUUAUACUAAAAACGAAAAAUUAAUUUCGUGUACAAAAGAAAUAGUGAAUGUAUGCUACCAUCCACUCUCUUAUAGUUAUGCAUAAUAAUCAUCACCCAUCCUAUGUAUACAGACUUUUAUGUGAAAUUAUAAGCAAACUUAAAAAACACA
Messenger RNA from Lytechinus pictus (painted urchin), 6487 nucleotides. RefSeq names its product galactosylceramide sulfotransferase-like. The transcript is spliced from 2 exons. Gene Ontology annotation, biological process: glycolipid biosynthetic process. The coding region runs from base 1 to 1155 and encodes 384 amino acids. The record is from RefSeq and is a predicted model, not a curated record. Gene Ontology annotation, molecular function: galactosylceramide sulfotransferase activity. Gene Ontology annotation, cellular component: membrane. NCBI's taxonomy places the organism in Eukaryota, Metazoa, Echinodermata, Echinoidea, Temnopleuroida, Toxopneustidae.